Messenger RNA from Eimeria tenella, 3408 nucleotides. RefSeq lists its product as uncharacterized. NCBI's taxonomy places the organism in Eukaryota, Apicomplexa, Conoidasida, Eucoccidiorida, Eimeriidae. Gene Ontology annotation, biological process: actin filament organization; vesicle transport along actin filament. Bases 1 to 3408 code for a protein of 1135 amino acids. The record is from RefSeq and is a predicted model, not a curated record. Gene Ontology annotation, molecular function: actin filament binding; ATP binding; microfilament motor activity. The transcript is spliced from 5 exons. Gene Ontology annotation, cellular component: cytoplasm; myosin complex; vesicle.
AUGUGCCCAGAGAGUGACGCGCAAAAUGCACCCGACGGCACGCUCGCCUGGACGCACAGCACAGAAGAGGGUUUUGUAACAGUUAAAGUGCUAAGUCAUGAGAUAUACACGGGAAAAGCCCAGGUGGUGAUCCACCCAGAAGGAAACGCCAGCGUCGCGGCGGCGCAGGCGGCUGCCGAUGUGGUUCGCCAAGCCUGGGCGCAAGGAGCAAAUGUAGGCGAAGGAGAAUAUACCUCAAGGACAACAGCAAAGCAGUGCCAGCCUCAAACUCAGGCCGAAAAACAACCUGCAAACGAGAAAUCUGUCGAGAAAAGCAGCAAGCUUCGCCUGAAGAAAAAAAACAACGCUUGGUUGUUGGAGCCCCCCGAAGCCGCAACUGAAGCAUUCGCUGAUCCCUUGUCUAGCAACGACACUAGUGGCUUUGGCCGUUUGCCUUUUGUAACUGAAGGCGAGACCGAUGAAGAUACUGAGAGCUCUUCAGACGCCCCUGAAGAACUGUCAGGCUGCGAACGUUCCCUUCUUUCUGCAAAAGAGCUACAACAGAAAGCACUAGAUGCGGCGGAAGCUGCAGCCAAGAAAACUGUUGCGAAUUUUGUUCCAAAGCCGCCAUUCGAAGUCCCUCUCACCCACCUUUGGCCCUACAAUGCACCCCCCUUGCCGCCUCACCCAAUGCCAGAUGAUAGCGCCAGCUGCGGAACAUUGUCAGCCGCCGCAUUGCUUCAGCUUCUUCAACAUAGAUAUAUCCGAGAUGAGAUUUACACCUACGCAGCAAAUGUGCUGCUGGCCGUCAACCCCUACAAGCCACUGCCUCACUUGUACACUGCACAGCAAAUCCUUCUCUACCGGAAUUGGAGGGAGGUUGCCCGAACGUAUCGCCGCAACUUUUCAGAAGAGCAGUGGCACAACAGCAGGGAGAGAGGCCGUCUCACCGACUCCAGCAGCGCCAUUGGCUCCAUUCUCGACAGUCUACCUGGAGUUCUACCCAUUCGCCGGCCCUCCCUCAUCGAAUGUCCUGAUGGUGUUUUGGGCUCCUCUAGUGAUCCUGCAGACAGGAAAAAUGUCAAUCCGUGGACAAUAAACUCCCUCACGUCUGCAGAACAUACUACACAGGCAUACGGGAUGCAGGCCAAAGCGCUCGCUGCAGAACAAGCUUUCAAGCGCAGCACUGCAAGCCGAAACAGGCCGCCACCGCAUCCGUUCGUUGUUGCAGAAGACGCUCUGCGUCGUCUUGUGGGGACACAAACCAGUCAAACUAUUGUGGUUUCGGGGCAAAGCGGAGCCGGAAAAACCGAAACAAGCAAGCAGCUUAUGCUUUUUCUCACCCACGUCUCCACUUCCUCGCAGGAACCAAGCGGGAUUAUCCCUGACAAAGCAGUCGGGAUUAACAGCCAUUGCUCUGCACCCAGAACAGUUGCUGAGCAACGAACUGAAGUUGCUGCACUUCUAAGUGGCGUUCAGACGCAAAACGAAGCAACAGAGCUCCGAAAUCGAAUUGUUUCUUGCAACGCAAUCUUUGAGUCUUUCGGCAACGCUGCCACAAGAAGAAACCAGAACAGUAGCCGAGUUGGGCGACUCACACUUCUGCAUUUCGACAAUGGAGGUCUCUUGAGAGGUGGUAGUUUGAAGACGUACUUGUUGGAGGCUGCGCGGAUUACGGCGCACAAGAAGGGCGACCGAAACUUUCACGUGUUCUACCAGCUAUUGAGAGGUGUGAGCGACGAGCAGCGCGCCUUAAUGGAUUUAAUAGACGAUGAAUGCGCCUACCGCAUGCUGCGGCCACAGGACUUCAGGAAGCUGUUAAAAGAUGUGCAUCCUAGGGCCAAACAGACGGCAUGUCAAGAACAGGAAACAGAGGCUGAUAAUGCAGUACCAAAGACGGUUGACCAGCAAAACUUCGAAUCGCUGAUGAAGGCUUUGAAGCAGGCAGAAUUCGCUUCUGCGGAGACCGAAGAGUUGCUACAUCUGCUAGCGGGACUGCUUCACCUCUCCAAUGCUACUUUCAUCAAAGGCACUGAUGAAAAUCUACAGCUGCAGGACGCAGCAUCAGCAGAUGCGCUCAAGCGUGCAGCAUCGUUGCUUGGUUUCAAAGUGGAAGAGCUUGAAGAAGUUCUGCGGUUCCGCCAUAUAGCUUUGAAAAGCGACAUUCUUGUAAAGCCACGGAAUGAGCAGCAAAGUGCCAGUGUGUGCUGCUCUCUCAUCAAGUUCAUCUACAGUCGACUUUUUGACUACGUUGUGCACCGCUUGAAUAAAAGUGCUGCGCGACACGUGCGAGGAAAGCAGCACCAAAACAAGCAGAAUGAUGCAAAUGCCCUGAAAUCCAUUGGCAUCCUUGACAUCUACGGCUUCGAGUCAUUUGGUUUGGAAAAUGGGUUGGAACAGCUUUGCAUCAACUACGCAAACGAGAAACAGCAACAGCUGUUCGUCCAGCAGGUCAUCGAGGAAGAAGUUGCCCUGUACAUCCGAGAAGGAAUUGCAAACCCUGCAGUGGCAGCUGGACAAAAGUUCAAGUCCCCUCUGCAAAGUGAACAAUCAGAUUCAAAACUCCAAGAACGCAGUCAUCGAAGCGAUCCGAAUAUCUCCUUCAAGGCGAAUCUCCAGCGCACCCUCCUUUCAAGCCUGCCAGACACCUCUGCGCUGCUUAGAGAAUUGCAAGAAGGAGUAUUUAGACGCUUAGAUGACUCAUGCCGACUCUUGGCCCAGGGCCAGGCAAGAGACGACAUUCACUUCUGGAAGGACUUGUUCGCUUACUGUGCCUCAAUGAAAGAGCACUCGCAGCAUCCCGCAGACAAGCACAACUCCCAAAAGACAGACCAGGAAAUACUGACGCCGCGUGACCACCGCAUUCUAUUCUGUCUGAAAGGAACCAACGGGAUGCAAGCAGCAGAAGCUGCUGCCAGCGGGAGGCUUCUGCAACACUUGGAGCAAGCCGACCUUAAUCUUAUUGGCCUUGUGGGAGCUCAACAGCUGGCAUCUGUGGGUGCAGGAGGAAAACUGGGAGGAACCCUCUCAACGGCUGGUAAAGUGCAGGAGAGAGUUUUCGCCGUCAAGCACUUUGCAGGAACAGUUCUGUACGGCACGGAUGGCUGGCUGGAUCUGAACAACGACCGAAUCGAGCACGAACUAGAGCGUCUUGUUGCCAAGUCCGAAAAGUCGCUUCUACGGCGUGCUAUGGAACAGCACGAAGCGAGCCAGAGGCUGGAAGGAAAUUUCGUAGGCACUGCAGGGGGUGGUCAAUUCUCCUCCAUAACGAAGCGUUUUUUGAAGAGUGUGAAGGAUCUGAACCAGGAGCUGCAGGGGCCCCACAUGCAGCUCCAUUUCAUACGAUGUUUCAUCCCGAAUUGCGAGAUGAAACCUGAUGCUUUUGAAAGGAAGAUCGUACUGCAGCAAGUAUGCGAGUUGUUGGUUUAG